Messenger RNA from Phytomonas sp. EM1, 2268 nucleotides. NCBI's taxonomy places the organism in Eukaryota, Euglenozoa, Kinetoplastea, Trypanosomatida, Trypanosomatidae. The record is from the annotation of a GenBank genome assembly.
AUGAUUUUUUGUAGCGAGGAAGUUAUUCUUAAGGAUCUUAAGCAGCACUCUGUGGAUUCAGAAAAUUUUGGUCAUGCUGAAAGCGGCUCUACAGCUUCCUCGAUGCGGCGACGUCGCGGUUGUGUUGAGUCGCGAGACCGUAAUCCCCCUGUUGAAUGGGAGACUGCUAUUCGGAAUUUAAACAUGAUGCAGUUAGAAAAUAGAGAGCGUCUAAACGGAUCGAUACAACGAGAGAGCUCCAUGCGUUCGGUUACAUCACAGGGAAUGCAUCAUUACAACAGUUCCUCAAUUAUUGUUCCACACGACCUACCCGAAGCUUGCAGCCCCAUGCCCCGCAACCCUACAUCUAACAUGAAACCACCUCAAAGUGGUCGUGAUGGGAGCACAACGCAGGGCUCGUGGGUAGCACGUGAUGGCACCAUUUCCACAGCACUCGAGAAGAAGGAGUUUCUACAGCCCGAUGAUUCGAUCAACAACAUAAAUACAGCGAAGCCUUCUUAUGUGUCGUUGCAGCACAAAUGGUGUGCUUCACCUCCUAUGGCACCCGUCUCACAUUCGUUGUCCCCACAACCAGGUAUCUUUGGUGACGACCAUUUAAUAGCGAUUCCCAACAGAGGCAAUAUGAGUCAGGAGAAAACAACACCCCCCAGGUCCUCGGUGGGGAUAUCGAAAGUUCUGACGCCUCGACCCAAAACAGCUGGCAUAGCCCAGGUUGACGACAUCCACAUAGCUCCCACCCUAAAUGGGAAUGGUGACCGUGUGGAGAAUUCAACGAAAGUUGGAGUGCGUGCCUGCACAGAUGUGGCAAGCGAUACCGGAUCUAUGCACUCCAAAGGGGGUGCAGGUAUUGUUGGAAGUCGUACGACCCCCGAACACAAACCAUGUCCUCCCCCUGAGCACAUGUCAACCCCUACUCCGCGAGGUAAGGCACCGAGCGGAUCACAAAGUCCCUCCAUUAAUUCGGUGAAGGCAAUUGAUCCCAUUAUUGCAGCCAUACCGUCACUUUUAUGCAAGGCCGAUAGCCUCGUCAUCUCAUCUUGCUCAAACUCUACUGUGAUGAAUUCCGAUAAAAAGUCAAAGCACUCCUCGUCGAAGAGGGAAACCAUGGGGCCACGAAAAGAGCCUCGAGCUGCAUCAGCCGUGAAGUGCGGUGCCACUCCACGCCGCAUGGGCACAGCAAGCGCGGGAAUCCCUCGUCGCACCCCUCGCGUUCGUGGCGAAGAAAAGGGAAAAUCCAUAAUACCAAGUGGUACUGCAUCCGUAUCGACUUCCAACAACAUCAGUCGAGUUAGUGGAAGCGAUAGCAGCGACCAGCGAAGAACUUCCACGCAAAGUGCGAUAAAGAAUAUUCUCAAUGCCUCUCUGCACACCGCACGAUCUCCCUUAGACCCCAACCCGACUAGCAUCAUACUUGCUGCAGCACCCACAGUGAAUACAGAAAAUCUCAUGAGUCACAAGCCGCAAAUAUCAUCCACGCAGCAUAGAAUGUCCACCGCCAGCCUGUUGCCCUGCAAAAACUUGGUGUCCUCUCCUCGAGGCACCACCAAAAUAGCCACUGAAGAGUGUAUCUCUGCCUCAUCCCUGCCUUCCGGGGAUGUCACUUCUGGUAAGAAGCAGUCGGCUUAUACAUCUGCCCAACGACGUCAGAAAGCCCCACUGAUUUAUAGGACCACUGUACUGACUGAACAGAGGCGGUUGGACUCUCAGCGGGUGCGUAGCGAGCGCAAGAAGGAGGAGGAGGAGAAAGUUAAUCCUGCAGGUACCGGCCACCCAGGCUACACCGCAUUGCGCCCAGAUAAGUCGUCAGUCACUCGCGAGAGUGGCGUUCCGGUCCCCAUCAAGCGGCCAACCCAACGUCCCUCACACACGAUGCUUGUAGUUCAGUACCCCACAACUCACACGACCUCGCAGAAGAAGUCAAGUGCGCCAGUUAAAGUGACGGAGGUCUCCCCGGAGAGGACCAAAGAGUUCUCGAACCCUUCCCGGUGCAUUAAUAAUACCCAUAACAGCACCUACUUAGACCCCCAGGGGCGAGCUUUGACGGAACGCAAGCACUCCCCUUCCCAAAAGAUUGAGCGAAGCGGUCAUGUGACCGGCCACAUGGCCGCCGUUGAGGCGAUGAUCUCCGGCGACGGCGAGGCCGCUGAGCCCGCUCGGACCCCCCGUGGCAAGACGCCUGUGCCUUUCUGCAUUCAGUGCGGCAAACGCCACAUUAGCGACAUCGCCAAAUUCUGUGCGUUUUGUGGGCAUAAACGCGAGGUUGUAUAG